AGUGAGGGUGGCUGUAGCCACGCCCCCAUAACUAGCUAUGUGUUGUAGAAUGCAAAAGUCCAAUCAACAAGUCAAUUGUUUCAUAGAAUUCAAAGACAAAGUUAUCAGAUGUAUCACCUGAACCUCUGAAACGAUGAGAAACAUAGAUACCUCUAGAACAGAAGGUGAUUUAGGUUUUAGACCAAGAACUUUCCUAUUGGUCAAUUUGUUCAGUAUGCAAAUGAGGACUACUACGUCAGAUCCUGAACUUGAGCGCCAUUUUUUCCUCAACAGGGGAAGAAAGGGACAAAAGCUGGACCAAAAUCAACUUGUAUUUACAAACCUCACCUUCCUUAUUAGACCUCAUCCUCCAUUCAGCGGUGUAUGCAGAGAGAGAAAGCUGCUCGGAUGAGUACCUGUGUGCAGCCCGGGCAGCGGACGCAGCUUACCGACGCACACAGUUGAGGGCCGGCGGAAGUGAAAAGCGUUAGCCCUGUCGGAGGUGGCACAGCGACAACUAACGUUAACCUACGCUGAAAAUACGACGAGGAACAAUGUAUCAGGUUCCGGUUGGAAAUAUUGAGAAGAUCCGAAAGGCUCGGAAGGCAGUGAAGAACAUCCUAACUGAGAUCGGCCUAGAAGACUGCAAAACUCUGCUAAAGGAUCUAAAUGAAAGCUCUGAGAAAAACUCAGAUGAAGAGGAAACCUUUCAGGAAACUGAUUGGUAUGAUUUCACAGAUGGAUACAAUGGCAGACAAUUUAAAAAGUGGCCUUAUCGGUCGCAAACUCUGUGCUGUAACCUGUGCAAGUACUCCACUAAAAACAUCUACAACUUCAGGUCCCACGUCUCUCGCUGCCAUAAAUAUGUGCAGUCCUACUGUGCGCUCGCACCCUGUUCUCAGUGCCUCUUCAUCAGCCACCCCAAGGUGGUCAAGAAGCACAUGAUGUUCUUUCACAGCAAACUCACCAACCAUUUACAAACGAGUGAAGUGUCUACACUUAGCCAUCGUGGAAAUGAGCGAUAUCAGUGCAGAAAAUGUGGAUUCCAAGCCUCCUCUAUCUUUGCGAUGAAGAAGCACAUCAUUCUCAAGCACCUGGAUAGAGUGGCAGAACAGUACAUAGGUUACAGAUUACACCUUCAAGGAACCACCUCUAUAAAAGUCCACUGCUGCAAGGUGUGCAGGGUGAACACUGGGACCUUGGACCAAAUGUUGCAUCACAUGCUGGUGGAGCCAACGCACUAUUCAGUCAGCACACAAGUACAGAGCUUAAUUUAUGAGAACAAGAACUUCACCAUCAAAUCAACUCCAAAUGGGAAUGGGUUGUUUGUGACAUUCCCAAGCAUUGCUCCUAAACCCCAAACGACUCAAAUGUUCAACAGCAAGUCAUUGGUGUUGCCAAGUAAUGGCCAACCUACUGGUACUGUGGUGACGUUACAGCAACUAGCUGGAGCUACUAAUAGUACUACUCUGAUCUGCGCCCCUGGAACCAACCAAGCUUUCUUGCCCCCACAAGCCUCAGCACUAGUGCAGCUAGCUAGUGCUGAGGCUAAAGGUUUACUCCAGCCUGGUGCCACCAUCGCCCUGAGAAGUGCUUUGCCCCAAGGACCAUCAAUGGUCCAGCUUCCAGCAAUGUCUAAUGUGUCCCUCAAAUCUGCACCAAUGGCUUUAGCACCUCCUUCUCAGCCGCAACAGACUCCUCAAGCACAGCAAAUCCUUCUGCCUCCAGGGCUGCAGGCCAGUAUGGCCACUGGCCCUGGAACUGUAACUAAGCCAGCCAUGGUUACACAAAAUGCAUCAAUAAACCAAAUCACCUUACAAGGUACCAUGCUGACUUCACAGUCUCUGCUGAGUCACCUGAUCCCAACCGGCAACAGAGUGAACGGCAUGCCCACGUAUACUUUUGCUCCGCUGCAGGUAGCAGUGCCUAGCCCUCAGAGUGCAAACACCCCUCUCAAGUCAAUCGAGCAAACAAGCAACUCCUCCCCACAAACUAAGAAAUGGAUCACCUGUCCGCUCUGCAAUGAACUUUUCCCUUCCAAUGUCUUUGACAUCCAUACCGAAGUCGCACACCAGACAAAGUCCACCUCAACCAAGUCGGAAAGUGUGGCUGCACGAGCAGCCUUCUUGAAGAAAAUGCCGGACAAAACCAUUAAAUGUCUAACGUGCAAAAUUCUACUGUCAGAAAAAAGCGUCUUCCAACACCUGCUCCACGGCCUGAACUGUUUGUACUGCUCAGCUUUGUUCUUUUCAAUCAGGCAGCUUGCAGAGCAUGUUAAGCUACACAACCCCACGAGCAAGCCGUACUGUGAUUUUCUGAGACAAAAGUACAGGGUCUACUCUAAAGGUUCAGGUGGAAUCCUGUUCCCUUACUUUGAUGUUCACACCACAGCUCCUAAAGAGGUCUUAGGAGAUAUUGAGGUAAACCUCGCCCUGGUCACAAACACCCUUGACUUGAUCUUCUUUAAGUUGCAGCCUGCCAGUCAGCCAGACAUUUGCUCUGCACCUGUUAAAGUCAACAGCACGUACUGUCCCUUCUGUGAUGAAAAGUUCCAGAGUGAAUCCCAACAUCUUCAGCACCUCAAAGAAAAACAUUUUGUAGCACCAACCAUUCAUGCUAUCCUGAAGACAGAGGCGUUCAAGUGCAUAUACUGCAAUGGUGUAUACACAGGAAAGGUUACCCAGCAGGCUGUGAUGCUCCACAUUCAGCGAUGCCGCUGUUCACCAAAACCAACUCAACCACAGCCCCCCAAACCUACAGUAGCACCCCAAGCACCACCAAAACCAGCUCCGCAGCUCAGCCAGCCAUCUGGACUCUACUUCCUCCAAGUGCCACAAGGGCUGACUGUAAAACAAGCUCUGGCUCCAGCUCGUGUGAUUCCAGCCCCUGCAACCCCUGCAAGGCCUCCAGAGUCAGAAGCAGAGAAGCAGUCUAAGCAACGGCUGGAGGCAGCGUUGAAGCAGGUCAUAGAGGCCAAUAAACGAGAGCGAGAACAUAGGGCAGCCAUGCGGAGGAAGCGAGAGCAGGAAAGGUUGUUGCCCCCACCAGAGCCGGUGAUUCAGAGCGACCCCACGGUGAAGCUGGCACUGGAGCCAACCUUGGUGGACCGCCGCUGCAUCGAUGAGCGCAGAGACUUUAUAUCCAAAUACUUCAACGUGAACCCUUACGCGACCAAACCCGAGACCGAAGAGCUGUGCAGGAGGCUGUUGGUCACCAAAGCAGAGCUGGCAGCACUCUUCAGCAAGAAGCGCAGCAAAUGUAUGAAGAGUUUGAAGAGGAACACGGCGGCCAUUCUCCUGGGAUUCAACAUGACAGAACUGAGCAAAGUCAAGCACAAUCUCCUCAUCCCAAAACCACAGGUGGCGGACACAGCAGAGCCUGAUGAUGCUCCUGAGCAGCCUGUAGAGUCUGCAGAGCCGAUGGAAAAGCGUGACGAUGGACCAGAACCGAUGGAUGAAAGUGGAAAUGAUAAAGUUACAGGUGGAGAACAAGUGGAGCCGAUGGAAUGUGUUUAAUAAAUAGAACAAACCUUAAAGUUAAAAAAUAAUGCAAAUGCAGGUGUCCUUAAUCAAAGCAGAAUAAAAUCCUGAUACUUAAGUGACGGCCUCUUGUAUUGAUAGUUACUAGAGAAGUUCACCAUGCAGUGCGCACAGUGUAUUCCUAAACAUACAAGUUACCUGUAAGUGAGGCCAGUUAGUUAAUGCAGCCUUCAUUAAUAGUGCUUUGUUUAUCAGUAUGCUGUCAGUGGUUCAUACUCUAAUUUCCACAUUAAUGCAAAGCCACGUUUCAAUGCUCCUAGACUUCAGAUGUGUUGUCUCUACGUCGGUGUCAGACUGUUAAGAUGCAACAGUAUUUAGCUGGUUAUAACUCUUCAUUCUUUAAUGGCUACUGACUUCUCUUUAAGCACUGGUUAGCCCCUCUUCUGCACCCUUUAUUUAAGCCCCUUUGUACAAAAUUGUGAUUUUCUACAUCAUUGCCUGACAAUACCCAGACUAGAGCACACCCUUGGACCUUACCAUGAUUUAUUAUUAUAUUAAGAUUUCUUCAAAGAGUCUUUGUUUUUUUCAUAACUUUAUUGCACAGAGCUUUGAUAUUUUGUUUUUCCAUUUUCUUUAGAUCCUUUAGAUUUUUCACACGCCUUCUCUACAUUUAACAAGUUAAAGGGGAAAAUGUUUCAUGGUCAAAUUUGCAGACAAUUUGGGAGAACGUUCACCUUGAAUCUAAAUUUGGGAGAUUGUACACGUAUGAGAUUUCAGGUUUGGGGAAUUAAGGAACGCUAAGCUAUUAUAAAUUUCCAACCAUGUUGCCUGCAUGAGCAUUAGUUAAAUUAGAUGAAAUAAGUUGUGCCAUUGUGAGGUCUACAUAUUUGCAUUGACUUGUGGAAAAUUUUCUCGACAUUUGACAAAACAAGUUAUUGGGUGUUCAACACAUAUCUUUUGUUCUCUUGACAGCUGUUUCUUUUUGUACUGUGUGCGUGUUUUCUAUGAUUCUAAGAAGAUGAGCGACUUUGAGAAGGGUACACACUCAUUAUGUGCAAGGCCACUGUGUUGUAAAAAAUAAAGUGGUUUCCUUUUAUGAUUCAUUCAUUUUUAGUUUUCAUUUCUUAAUAAAAAACUAUAAUUCAACCAAA
This is a messenger RNA of Notolabrus celidotus (New Zealand spotty), 4609 nucleotides long. RefSeq names its product ADNP homeobox 2b (gene adnp2b). The record is from RefSeq and is a predicted model, not a curated record. NCBI's taxonomy places the organism in Eukaryota, Metazoa, Chordata, Actinopteri, Labriformes, Labridae. The coding region runs from base 534 to 3494 and encodes 986 amino acids. Gene Ontology annotation, biological process: regulation of gene expression. The transcript is spliced from 4 exons. Gene Ontology annotation, cellular component: nucleus.